Clunio marinus is the source of this 1746-nucleotide messenger RNA. The record is from the annotation of a GenBank genome assembly. NCBI's taxonomy places the organism in Eukaryota, Metazoa, Arthropoda, Insecta, Diptera, Chironomidae.
AUUCGCAGAAAUUCUCGGUAACAAAAAACUUAGUAUCUAAAGAUACUCAUAAAUAUAUCUUGUGAAAGAAAUCCAAGCUUAAGGAUAUUUAAAAUAAUUUUAUUUGUAAAUUGUUCAACAAGAGUAAAGCUUAAAUAGCAUAGUUAAGUGUCAUAAAGUGUGUUGAGAUAACAUCAAUAAAGUCAAGUUUUCACAAGCCAAAACAUUGAAGAAAAAUUUUCCCAAGUGAAAAAUCAAUUUUCCAAUUUUUGAAAACUAUUGAUUUUGUCAACAAGUGAUAGAAUAAAAGUGCUCAAUAAUGUCUCAACCCCAACAACAGCUUCAAGUUGUUUUAGAUUUUCUCAAGACGAGCUACAAAUUUGAUGUCUUUCAUGAACCAAGAGGUGUAAUGAGAAUCCUCCAAUUGAUCUUUGCUAUAUGGGGAUUCUUUGCAUGUCGAGACUUCUCAGUCACUUUAGAUAUGGAUUGUAACGACGCAAUUUUCAAAAAAAGAUAUGAAAUUGAGUAUCCGUUUGAGUUUGGCGAACAUAUUUGCAAAAAAAAGAGCGAGAAUAUGACAUUGUUCUUAUCAGUCGAUUCCUCAACGGGUGCACAAUUUUUUGUCAUCACUGCUGUUCUGUCAGUUCUUUAUGCUCUCUUUAUCAUCUUCGUCUAUGCUUAUCUCGAUGAAAUGUAUAAAAGCAAGCCAGAGUUUCCAAUGGCUGAUUUUGCGUUGACAGCAAUCUUGGCAUUCUUUUGGCUUGUCGGAACAUUUGGCUUCAGCAGUGGUGGAAGCGCUUUGAAAAAGACUUUCGAUGAAAAUUUCAUUGGUGUUCAAUGUGCUUCUUGUGUUCCUAAAACUAGCAGUUUUACGGAUCUUAGUAUUGCUUUGAUGAUUGGCUUCUUGAAUUUCUUCCUGUGGACAUCUGACUUGUGGUUCUUGUACAAGGAGACAAUUUGGUUCCAACAACGUAAUCAGAUUUUGAAUCAACCGAUGUAUGCUCAACAGCAACAAUUUGGUCAGCAACAAUUCGAUGGACAACCUCAAUAUGAACAACAGCAGACCCAGCAGUAUGAACCACAGCAGCAACAACAACAACAGUACGGUUAUUCUGAACAAUCUUAUGGUCAGCAGCAACCAUACGGUCAGCAAUCUUACGGACAACAGCCAAACUUCUAAAGAUCUCAACUUAUCCAAAGAUCCUCAAAUGAAAAGGUAUUGCAUUGUAUUUAAUUUUGUUUCUCUUUCUCUUUUUUUCUCAAAAUUAAGAAUAAUUUAUUUUACUUUUUGCAUCAUUGAUACAAUGAAAAAGAAAACAAAUUUAUCGCAAAGUAAAGAAAACAUUUAUUUGAAAUCGUAGAAAAGGAAAAUAUCAACAAAAAAAAUUAUCAUUAAGAUUCACUCUCUUUAAGCACAUUUGAGCCAACGUAAGGAAUAAAAUUAAUUAACUCAAUCUUCUAAUUAACUUAAAAAUAUCAAAUAUUUUAAUAAACAAGAAGAGAACGUUUUUCGCUAUAAGUGUUUAAGGGGAAAAAGAGAAAAUUAUGCAAAUUUAAUCUUCUUAGUAUGAAUGGACGAGAUUUCUUUUAAUAAAUAUCCUCCUACUUCUAAUUACAACAAACAAACAUAACUUAAGUAAGCCAUGAUAUGAAGCAAGUCGUCAUCUUUCCUAGUAUUUACUUAGCAUACGUUCAAAUGCUUUAAAUUUACCUUCUCGCUAGUCUAGAGGAAAAUUGAUUGAUAGGAAAAUAUUCGUUCAUGCGUUG